UGUGUCGCAAUAAUGAAAUUAUAAAAAGUAUGAAUUAAAAUAUAUUUAAAAAGUGAAACAUAUUUCGCAAAGUAUCUGCUGCUUUCAGAAUAACGAUUGAGAGUAAACUCAAGAAUUUUGUGUGCUAACAAUACAAAAUUAUGUAUAACACCUUAAAGGAUAAUAACUUUAAUAGCAUUCAAUUGGAAAUAAAUUACUUCUUAUUUAAGUGGAUGGUACUUAGAUAGAAAGAUACGAUACGAAGAUCCAAAAAACUGCAGUCAACAAGCAAAGUGAAAUUGUGCUGUUUAGGUAGCAGAAUAUGAAAUCCGAAAUUGGUUUCGGCAUACGGGUGGGUUUCGUUGUGUAUAAUAAAAUUUGGACAAAAUGAAGAGCAAAAUCAACACAAAGAGAGUAUCUCGUUUUUCCAGUGCUCUCGUUUCAUCAGGAAUGUCAGCCAAACACUGUGUAUUUGUGCAGAUUCACGCAUGUGUAUAAAGUCUCACAGUAUAAGUAGAAUAUAAGUACAGCUCUUAUAAGGUUUGGCGAUGCUACAAUGGGAAAGGAUAUUCUUCAGUAUUGAGUGUCCUCCUCCGCAUUCUCGAAAAGCAUGUAGGAAAGUUAAUACUUGAAGUUACAUUUGUACACAUCGCUUCGCCUUUCAACCAUAUUAUUAUAUUGCUCAAAUGUUUCAUAAAAGUACAUGCAUAAAAUUUAAGUUUUAAUUUGAAAUAAAGAACUUUAAUCAGUUAAAACGCGUAAUAUACAUACAUAUGAAGGCAGUUGUGUAUUUAUCGUACAACAAAUUGAAAGCUCAUUAAAUAUCAAAUUAAUGCACAUUUUUAUUGCCGUCGUUCGUCUUUUCACACAGCAGAAGCACAUAUCCAUGUACGAGUCGCCACUCAAAUUAAAUACAAUAUAAAAUCGAAUAUUUGAAAAAUUAUUACAUAAAGUAGAGGGCAAGAGCAAGCAAAAUGAAUUCUUUACUAAGUUUCGCCAUGCCUGCCCAUGGACCACCAAGUAUAUUGGAACCACUUGCACCAUCAUUUAAAACAACAACGACAGCAUCAACUACGACCAGCACAAGCUCAACAACAACUACGACCGUAUCAUCUUCAACUUUGUUCACAGUUAUAUUAGAUAACCUAACCACAGCAAUUGUGUUCGAAAAUGAUACUAUAACCAAUCAUACGAAUUAUACGAAUAAUUAUGAAUCACGAGGGCCGAAGUACUCGAUUUCAUCCAUGGUGCUAAUGGGUAUAAUCGCAGCUAUUCUUAGCAUUCUUACAGUAGCUGGCAAUGUCAUGGUUAUGAUAUCAUUUAAAAUCGAUAAACAACUUCAAACGAUAAGCAAUUAUUUUCUGUUUUCGUUAGCCAUCGCCGAUUUUGCUAUUGGCUUGAUAUCUAUACCACUGUUUGCAGUAUCAACAAUUUUGGGUUACUGGCCGUUAGGACCACAUAUUUGCGAUACCUGGUUGGCUUUGGAUUAUUUGGCAUCUAAUGCUUCUGUACUCAAUCUGCUUAUAAUAAGUUUUGAUCGUUAUUUCAGCGUCACCAGACCACUAACUUAUCGUGCUAAACGCACAACUAAUAAGGCUGCAGUCAUGAUUGGUGCUGCAUGGGGUAUUAGUUUACUGUUAUGGCCUCCAUGGAUUUAUAGUUGGCCAUAUAUUGAAGGAAAGCGUACAGUACCUGCAGACGAAUGUUAUAUUCAAUUUAUUGAAACUAAUCAGUACAUUACAUUUGGAACUGCAUUGGCAGCAUUUUACUUCCCGGUUACUAUCAUGUGCUUUCUAUAUUACAGAAUAUGGAGAGAAACAAAAAAACGUCAGAAGGACUUGCCUAAUUUACAAGCCGGCAAAAAGGAUUCCUCUAAACGUUCUAAUUCUAGUGAUGAAAAUACUGUUGUUAAUCACACCGGAAUUUUGUCAUUUCCACAACUCGCUGGUGCUCAAAAUGAAGAUUGGAGGCGACCGCGAUCUGAAUCCUCUGCAGAUGCUGAAAGUGUUUAUAUGACAAACAUGGUAUUAGAUUCUGGUUAUCAUGGAAUGCAUUCCAGAAAAUCAAGUAUCAAGAGUAAUAAUACUAUUAAGAAACGAUAUUCGUGUUUGGGAGGUGUGAAAGAGUGGUGUAUUGCGUGGUGGCAUUCCGGUCGUGAGGAUUCAGAUGAUUUUCAGUAUGAACAAGAGGAGCCAUCUGAUUUAGGGUAUGCAACACCUGUGUCAAUUGAUACUCCCUUCCAAAACUUCAUAUCAAGGUGUACAUCCAUGAAUGUUAUGCGAGACACUUACUCUUUAGGUGGAAGUGCGAGCGGCGUACGUCCACCUAGCAUAUUAUUACCGGACAUAUCUCCAAUAAGACCUCCACUAACUCCGUUAUCACAUCUACAGGAUAUUUCAUCAGUUUCGGGGCCUCGAUCAUUACCAAGUAAUAAUCGUAUUGGCUCCUCACGAUCUGUAAGCCAGGAUUCUGUUUACACUAUUUUAAUUCGUUUGCCAUCUGAUGGUGUAAAUGCGAAUAAUGGCUCCGAAGCGGCGCCAUCGAUCAAAAUGAUACAUGAAGACGUGCCAAUGCCUUUGAUGACAAUGCCUACGAGAAGGCCACUGCCCUCGAGGGAUUCUGAAUUUAGUUUACCCAUUGGACGUCGUCAAUCAUCACAUGCACCUGACGUGCGCAUUCCUCUCAAUGCGAAAAUCAUACCUAAACCUCUGGGGAAAGCUACUGCCCGUAUUGCUGCAAAGAAAAAGAAAAAGUCCCAAGAAAAACGACAAGAAUCUAAAGCUGCUAAAACAUUAUCAGCAAUUUUACUUAGUUUUAUAAUAACAUGGACGCCUUAUAAUAUUCUAGUGCUAAUAAAACCUUUAACGACAUGCUCCGAUUGCAUUCCUGACGAAUUAUGGGAAUUCUUUUAUGCCCUGUGCUACAUCAAUUCCACAAUCAACCCGGUAUGUUAUGCUUUGUGUAACGCAUCUUUUCGACGCACCUAUAUUAGAAUUUUGACUUGUAAAUGGCAUACGCGAAAUCGUGAAGGAAUGAUAAGGGGAGUUUAUAACUAAGUUAAUACAUAUAUACAUAUAUAUGUUAUAUAUAUUCAUGGAAA
This is a messenger RNA of Teleopsis dalmanni, 3079 nucleotides long. It is a transcript of the gene mAChR-A, whose product is annotated as muscarinic acetylcholine receptor DM1. The coding region runs from base 954 to 3035 and encodes 693 amino acids. The transcript has 6 exons. The record is from RefSeq and is a predicted model, not a curated record. NCBI's taxonomy places the organism in Eukaryota, Metazoa, Arthropoda, Insecta, Diptera, Diopsidae. Gene Ontology annotation, biological process: adenylate cyclase-inhibiting G protein-coupled acetylcholine receptor signaling pathway; chemical synaptic transmission; G protein-coupled receptor signaling pathway, coupled to cyclic nucleotide second messenger. Gene Ontology annotation, cellular component: plasma membrane; synapse; dendrite. Gene Ontology annotation, molecular function: G protein-coupled serotonin receptor activity; G protein-coupled acetylcholine receptor activity.